Molecule: messenger RNA, 1209 nt
Organism: Letharia columbiana
Lineage: Eukaryota; Fungi; Ascomycota; Lecanoromycetes; Lecanorales; Parmeliaceae
Exons: 3
Coding region: 1-1209 (402 amino acids)
Source: RefSeq, a predicted model, not a curated record
AUGGAUCCAGUCUCCAUAGCGGCCGCUGUCGGCCCGGCUCUUAAAACCUUGUACUCUGUCACGACGACACUCUACACCUUCAUCACCUCAGCGAAGAAGGUUGGCAAGUCCUUGGAGGACCUCCACGGAGAGGUUCGAGGCCUGACCCGGGUGCUGGAGGAUAUCGAGGCGUUUCCCAAAGAUACCGUCAUCGCUCAAACAAGUUAUGCUUCGUCCAGAACAGAUGGCGCUUGGGACCCAAUACACAAUGCUAUUCAAGAUACCCAGCGCACAAUCAAGGCUCUGCAGAAGGUUCUUGAUCGCCUCGGGCCUCCUAGCGAAGUCACAAAUGGCUUCAAGAAGGCCGUGAAGCAGGUACAACUAAGUAUCAAUUCAGAAGAGAUCAGCAACAUCAAGUCAAGAGUUCAUUGGCACUCAACCAUCCUUCAAAUGGGGCUCCAAACAGCUGCGUUGGCCAUCAUUUGUCGGACCAAUGAUAAUGUAUUGAAUGUCAUCAAUCCAAAAAUCGAUACCAUCCUCCCUCUCGUCUCGAAAGUCGAAGGUCUGGUAAAGCAAGUUGAAAACCUCUCGUCACAGUGGACUACUAAAGAUGACAAAUUACCGAUGGGCUUCCGAAAUCCUGAUAUUGCGGGACAUACUCAGCAAUUGAAGCGCACUGCAGAGGCAGUGAUUGCCUCUGCAAGUACUGUUAUUGAGUCGCAGUCUACCAUUGUGAGUGGAAAAGAUCGACAACAUCCUUCAUCUGCCAGCUCUGGAGAGCUCUCGGAAGAAUCCAAAAAGUGCGGCAUUGAGGAGUGGAUCACCCACCUGACCGUUGAUCACGAGGGACUGAGAUCAGAAUCUCAUAGCGCCAGUGAGCUGAUGCCCGAUGACAGCGUCAGCAGUAUCGGCUUGAAUAGACGCAGACGGUCGCAACAGACCAAUGAAGCGGGAAUGCCAGGGUCUACUUCAGAGACUGGCAAGGAUCCGGGCCCCCCGAAAAGAAUGGACAAUAGAAGGAAAACCCCGACGAAGGAUAUCUUCGAGGAAAAGCUCGCACACCGGAAACCCAACGAAAAGAUUAAAUCUGUCAGUAGUUCAGGAAGACCUCGAUCUCGAUAUAGCCUUCGAACAGAUUCCAACUGGACAUCGAGCGGACCCCAACGUGGGUACGUCUUACAACAAGAAAUCUGCAAAAGAGUUAGUGGCGGCUCUCAUGAUGAGCUUUGA